Microcebus murinus (gray mouse lemur) is the source of this 3749-nucleotide messenger RNA. RefSeq names its product neurofilament heavy chain (gene NEFH). The record is from RefSeq and is a predicted model, not a curated record. Gene Ontology annotation, molecular function: structural constituent of postsynaptic intermediate filament cytoskeleton. Gene Ontology annotation, cellular component: axon; neurofilament. Gene Ontology annotation, biological process: intermediate filament bundle assembly; axon development. NCBI's taxonomy places the organism in Eukaryota, Metazoa, Chordata, Mammalia, Primates, Cheirogaleidae.
AGAGCCAGCUUACCGGUGCUGCCGCAGUGCCACCCGCCCCGUCCCGGCCUCGCGCUCCGCACCUGCUCCAGCCAUGAUGAGCUUCGGCGGCGCGGACGCGCUGCUGGGCGCCCCGUUCGCGCCGCUGCACGGAGGUGGCGGUCUCCACUACGCGCUGGCCCGCAAGGGCGGCGCGGGCGGGACGCGCUCGGGCUCCUCCAGCGGCUUCCACUCGUGGACGCGGACGUCCAUGAGCUCCGUGUCAGCCUCGCCCAGCCGCUUCCGUGGCGCGGGCGCCACCUCGAGCACCGACUCGCUAGACACGGUGAGCAACGGGCCGGAGGGCUGCGUGGUGGCGGCGGCGGCGGCGCGCAGCGAGAAGGAGCAGCUGCAGGCGCUGAACGACCGCUUCGCGGGCUACAUCGACAAGGUGCGGCAGCUGGAGGCGCACAACCGCAGCCUGGAGGGCGAGGCGGCGGCGCUGCGGCAGCAGCAGGCGGGCCGCGCUGCCAUGGGUGAGCUGUACGAGCGCGAGGUGCGCGAGAUGCGCGGGGCUGUGCUGCGCCUGGGCGCGGCGCGCGGCCAGCUGCGCCUGGAGCAGGAGCAUCUCCUCGAGGACAUUGCGCACGUGCGCCAGCGCCUAGACGACGAGGCCCGGCAGCGGGAGGAGGCCGAGGCCGCGGCGCGCGCACUGGCGCGCUUCGCGCAGGAUGCCGAGGCGGCGCGCGCGGAACUGCAGAAGAAGGCGCAGGCGCUGCAGGAGGAGUGCGGCUACCUGCGGCGCCUCCACCAGGAGGAGGUGGGCGAGCUGCUCGGCCAGAUCCAGGGCUGCGGCGCCGCACAGGCGCAAGCGCAGGCCGACGCGCGCGACGCCCUCAAGUGCGACGUGACGUCGGCGCUGCGUGAGAUCCGCGCGCAGCUUGAAGGCCAUGCAGUGCAGAGCACGCUGCAGUCCGAGGAGUGGUUCCGAGUGAGGCUGGACCGACUGUCGGAGGCGGCCAAGGUGAACACAGACGCCAUGCGCUCAGCACAGGAGGAGAUAACUGAGUACCGGCGCCAGCUGCAGGCCAGGACCACAGAGCUAGAAACAUUGAAGAGCACCAAGGACUCGCUGGAGAGGCAGCGCUCCGAGCUGGAGGAGCGUCAUCAGGCCGACAUUGCAUCCUACCAGGAAGCCAUUCAGCAGCUGGACACGGAGCUGAGGAACACCAAGUGGGAGAUGGCGGCCCAGAUCCGAGAGUACCAGGACCUGCUCAAUGUCAAGAUGGCUCUGGACAUUGAAAUAGCUGCUUACAGAAAACUCCUGGAAGGUGAGGAGUGUCGGAUUGGCUUUGGCCCAAGUCCUUUCUCCCUUCCAGAAGGACUCCCCAAAAUCCCUUCCACGUCCACUCACAUAAAGGUCAAAAGUGAAGAGAAGAUCAAGGUGGUAGAAAAGUCAGAGAAGGAAACGGUGAUUGUGGAGGAACAGACAGAGGAGAUCCAAGUGACUGAAGAAGUGACUGAAGAAGAGGAGAAAGAGGCCAAAGAGGAGGAGGGAGAAGAGGAGAAAGCAGAAGAGGGAGAAGAAGAAGCAAAGUCUCCCCUAGCAGAAGAGGCUGCAUCCCCAGAGAAGGGAGCCAAGUCCCCAGUAAAGGAAGAGGCCAAGUCUCCAGAGAAGGAAGAGGACAAGUCACCGGCUGAGGUCAAGUCUCCAGAGAAGGCCAAGUCUCCAGCUGAAGUCAAGUCCCCUGAGAAGGCCAAGUCCCCCAUGAAGGAAGAAGCAAAAUCUCCAGCCGAGGUCAAGUCCCCUGAGAAGGCCAAGUCUCCAGCUGAGGUCAAGUCCCCUGAGAAGGCCAAGUCCCCAGUGAAGGAAGAAGCAAAAUCUCCAGCCGAUGUCAAGUCCCCUGAGAAGGCCAAGUCUCCAGCUGAGGUCAAGUCCCCAGAGAAGGCCAAGUCCCCCAUGAAGGAAGAAGCAAAAUCUCCAGCCGAGGUCAAGUCCCCUGAGAAGGCCAAGUCCCCCAUGAAGGAAGAAGCAAAAUCUCCAGCUGAGGUCAAGUCCCCUGAGAAGGCCAAGUCUCCAGCUGAGGUCAAGUCCCCUGAGAAGGCCAAGUCCCCCAUGAAGGAAAAAGCAAAACCUGAGAAGGCCAAGUCCCCCAUGAAGGAAGAAGCAAAAUCUCCAGCUGAGGUCAAGUCCCCUGAGAAGGCCAAGUCUCCAGCUGAGGUCAAGUCGCCAGAGAAGGCCAAGUCCCCCAUGAAGGAAAAAGCAAAAUCUCCAGCUGAGGUCAAGUCCCCUGAGAAGCCCAAGUCCCCAGUGAAAGAAGAAGCAAAGUCCCCUGAGAAGGCCAAGACUCUUGAUGUGAAGUCUCCAGGGGCCAAGACUCCAGUGAAGGAGGAAGCAAGAUCCCCUGCAGACAUCAAAUCCCCCGAGAAGACCAAAAGCCCUGCCAAAGAGGAAAUCAAGUCCCCAGAGAAGGUCAAAUCUCCUGUAAAGGAUGCCAAGGCCCCUGAGAAGGAGAUCCCAAAGAAGGAAGAGGUGAAGUCGCCCGCAAAGGAGGAAGAGAAGCCCCAGGAGGCGAAAGUCAAAGAGCCCCCAAAGAAAGUGGAGGGAGAGAAAGCUCCAGCCAUGCCAAAACCUGAGGAGAAGGACAGCAAGAAAGAAGAGGUGCCCAAGAAGGAGGCUUCCAAGCAUGAGGCUGAGGAGAAGGAACCUGCUAUAGAAAAGCCCAAAGAAUCCAAAGUUGAAGCCAAGAAGGAAGAGGCUGAAGAUAAGAAAAAAGCGGCGACCCCAGAGAAGGAGGCUCCUACCAAGGUCGAAGUGAAGGAAGAAGCUAAACCCAAAGAGAAGACUGAGGUGGCCAAGAAGGAACCAGAAGAUGUCAAGGCCAAAGAACCCAGCAAACCAGCAGAGAAGGAGCCAGAAAAGCCUAAGAAGGAAGAGACACUAGCAGCACCGGAGAAAAAAGACGCCAAGGAGGAGAAGGCCACAGAGGCCAAGAAGCCUGAGGAGAAGCCCAAAACGGAAGCCAAAGCCAAGGAGGACAAGACCCCCUCCAAGGAACCGGCCAAGGAGGCCCCCACACCGAGCAAACCCAAGACGGAAAAGGCUGAAAAAUCCUCUAGCACAGAUCAAAAAGACAGCAGGCCUGCAGAGAAGGCAACAGAAGACAAGGCCACCAAGGGGGAGAAGUAAGGCAACCAGGAAGAAACGUCCAGAACAGCCAAAGAAACUCAGGAGGGUCCCAGAGCUCAAGGGUCAGUGUAACGACUUUUUAUUUUUUUCUCUUUUCUUUAUGUAAGAAGAAACUCUGCUUGGAUGACGGGCCCUCCUUCACCAAACAGGAAUUUCUGUUAGCAAUAUGUUAGCAAGAGAGGGCACUCCUAGCUCCCUGCCCCCAACACCCCAACCCUCCCCAGCGAUGGACAAUUAUGUCAUGAUAGCUUAUGUAGCCGAAUGUGAUACAUGCCGAAUGCUACUCGUAAAUACUUGACUAUAAAAACUGCCCCCUUCUUUCCAAAUAAGUGCAUUUAUUUCCUCUAUGUGCAACUGACAGAUGACCGCAAUAAUGAAUGAGCAGUUAGAAAUGCAUUAUGCUUGAGAUGUCUUAACCAAUUCCUAAAUGCCUUCUGUUUUCCAAAGGAGUGGUCAAGCCCUUGCCCAGAGCUCUCAAUUCUGGAAGAGCUAAGUGGGUGGGACCGGGCACUGGCCACUGAAUCACGCCAGGGCACACUUUCCACUGGAGUCCACUUUCAAUUGCUUCUGUGCAAUAAAACCAAGUGCUUAUAAAAUGAAA